AUGCCCUCUUGUUGCGCGCAGUCGACUCUCCUCGCCCAUCGCCCUGCCGCUGGCCUUGAAACGCCCUCGCGGCUCCCUUCUUCACUCCCCUCCCAUUACCCACUUCCUCGCCUUUGCGCUCGCUCUGAGCCGCCCUCCCGUUGCCUAUCAUCUCUCCACUCCCAUCCCGUCGCCCUCGUGUUCCCCUCUCAUCUCGCCCUCGAACCGGGCUCUUGUCCACGAUUUUGCCGCCCUCUCUCAGGCCCAAAGUCUUCAUACGCAGCAAAUAAUCCUAACCUCUCUCGCUCUUUGCAGAACCUUCACAAGCUGCCACCGCGCUUGUGCUUGUCACCUUCCCCCGCCAUCGCGCUCACGUUCUCCCCUUCCCCCGCCAUCGCGCUCACGUUCUCCCCUUCCCCCGCCAUCGCGCUCACGUUCUCCCCUUCCCCCGCCAUCACGCUCACGUUCUCCCCUUCCCCCGCCAUCCCGCUCACGUUCUCCCAUCUUCGCACCACCUUCGCGCUCAUGGUCUCCCCUCCCAUCUCCCUCGUGCUCACGUUCUCGUCUCUCAUCGCCUUCUCGCUCGCACCUCCCGUCCCUUCCUGUUGCCCUCGUGUUCUCCCGUCCCGUCCCGUCGCCUUCGCGCUCGCACCUCCCGUCCCGUACCGUCGCCCUCGUGCCCUCCCCUCCCCAAUGCUCCUCCCAUCACCCAACCAGUAA
This is a messenger RNA of Closterium sp. Naga37s-1, 699 nucleotides long. NCBI's taxonomy places the organism in Eukaryota, Viridiplantae, Streptophyta, Zygnematophyceae, Desmidiales, Closteriaceae. The record is from the annotation of a GenBank genome assembly.